UUGAUGCGAACAAAACUCACUCCAUCUCUGUGUCCCAGAUUUUAUUUCAUUUUUAAGUUUCAUGCUGUGACCUUUGACCAACCUCACUGUCUUUAGCAAGCACAUCGAAGCUUUCUAGUUGAUGAUUAUCUGUCUUCCUUAAAAUGUAGCAAUAAAUAUUUCUGUUAGAAUGGCAUGACAACUAAGAUAAACAUUAAACUGGUGGGAGUAUGGAUUAUAAACAAUCAUCUAUCACAAGACCAUAAUAAAGUAUGGCCCCAGGCACUACUGCAUUCUUUGUCCCUGAGUUAUACUGUAAAAGAAGUACAGUAACAGAAGUCUGUAGUGGAGAAUAAUCUGUGUAGAAUUGCUGGGUUGUCUGUUCCAUUCCAACCCAAUCUUCCCGUAACUAAAUUACCCUGUAAUAAAUUCUGUUAUAUUCUAUGGAGUUGCCUGCCUCAUUUGUUGGUCUUCAUUACCUUCUCAUUAUGGUGGCCAUUAUGCCUUUGACCCAUCACCAAAAUGAGCAAACCAAAGAGAGGACAAUGUGAGAUUCAAGAAGCAAGACAUCCAACCCAAGAGAGGUAACAGGGAGCCUGCGUAAAGGAGGUGGACCAUCCCCGCGAGCCUGUAGCAUGGCAGGCCUUUAAAGAAACCGAAUUGAGCAGAUUAGAAGGCUCAGGAAGAGAGUUCUUCCAGAGGAUAAAAUUGAUAGAGGACUUUCUGUAUUUACUUAUGUCCAGAGGAGAUUUAUCCAACUUGGGGAGACUUGGGAAUUGAAUUAGUUACAAGUAUUAUCAUACCCACACAGACACGCAGAUGCAGAGAUGCAUACUCAACUUCUACAUACAAACAUACAACUAUAUGCCCAAAUACGCAUACAAACUCUUACAUACCUACAUAGAUACACACACACACACACACACACACAAAGAUAGUCUCACACUUACUAAAACACACACACACUCAAACAUUCCCAAACACAUGCAAACUCACAGAUAGCCUCACAACCACAUCCAUACAAACACACAUGCAAACUCAUCCCCACACAGAGAUGUCACAUCCACACUCAAACAUGCACACACAAGUACACUCAUAAUUACUCAUACUACCCCAGCUUGGUGAAUGGCCCCCUUAUUUCCUGUUUGAAAUGAGGUUAGAAGUCUCCCACUUUCCUUGAGAUUCAAUUUCUCACUUGUCCCACCAUAAAAACCCUCUGCCCCGUCUUUUCUUAGGUCCUGUCCAGCUAGUGCUGUGCCUUUAAGGAAGUUGAAGCUGCUAAAAGUGAGUGAGAGAGAGAAAAAAAAAAAACAAAAAAAAAUUUGGCGUCUUUUCCCCCUCAAGUUUCUGGUGUCACUUAUGAAACACAGGUCCUUGUUGCUGUAGAGAAGCAGUUGUUUUGCUGGAAGGAGGGAGUGUACAAGCUGCCUGGGCUCCCUUCCUGCAGCCUUUUCUCAGCAGCUGGUCCCAGGUACCCUGUAGGGGAAGGACGGGCUCAGGGUACAAACUGAAGGUAGGGCAGGAACCAAGCUAUCCCUACCUCCAGCUACCUCCUCUUACCCCGUUGGCCCUGCAGACUGUCCUGGCCUAACUCCGGCCUUUGUUGCUUUCUGGUUCCAUCUUCGGAGAGGCUCGGCUUGGCUAAGAAAGAGUAUUUUGAAGGAGGCAGGAUGCAGAAGCUGCAUCUGCUGUGUUGGGUGGUCCUCCUGGGCCUGGGGCAGGCCUGUCCUGAGCCCUGUGACUGCGGGGAGAAGUAUGGCUUCCAGAUCGCCGACUGUGCCUACCGCGACCUGGAGGCUGUGCCACCUGGCUUCCCGGCCAAUGUGACCACACUGAGCCUGUCAGCUAACCGGCUGCCCAGCCUGCCAGAGGGCGCCUUCAGGGAGGUGCCCCUGCUGCAGUCACUGUGGCUGGCACACAACGAGAUCCGAACAGUGGCUGCUGGUGCCCUGGCAUCUCUGGGCCAUCUCAAGAGCCUGGACCUCAGCCACAACCUCAUCUCCGACUUUGCCUGGAGCGACCUGCACAACCUCAGCGCCCUCCAGUUGCUCAAGAUGGACAGCAAUGAGCUGACCUUCAUCCCUCGCGAUGCAUUCCGCAGCCUUCGCGCCCUGCGCUCGCUGCAGCUCAACCACAACCGCUUGCACACGCUAGCAGAGGGCACCUUCAUGCCACUUACCGCACUGUCCCAUCUGCAGAUUAAUGACAACCCUUUUGACUGUACCUGCAGCAUCAUGUGGUUCAAGACGUGGGCCCUGACCACAGUCGUGUCCAUCCCAGAGCAGGACAACAUCACCUGCACUUCGCCUCAUGUGCUCAAGGGCACACCGCUGAACCGUCUGUUGCCACUGCCUUGCUCUGCACCCUUGGUGCAGCUCACCUACCAGCCCAGCCAGGAUGGUGCAGAGUUGCGGCCUGGCUUUGUAUUGGCGCUCCACUGUGACGUGGAAGGGCAGCCAGCCCCCCAGCUCCACUGGCACAUCCAGACACCUGGCGGCACGGUGGAGAUCGCCAGUCCCAAUGUGGGUGCGGAUGGGCAUGCCCUGCCCGGUUCCCUGGUGGCCAGUAGCCGGCCACGCUUCCAGGCCUUUGCCAAUGGCAGCCUGCUCAUCCCUGACUUUGGCAAGCUGGAGGAAGGCACCUACAGCUGCCUGGCCACCAACGAGCUGGGCAGUGCGGAGAGCUCAGUGAACGUGGCACUGGCCACACCGGGCGAAGGUGGUGAGGAUGCCCUGGGGCGCAGGUUCCAUGGCAAAGCAGCUGAGGGUAAGGGCUGCUAUACUGUUGACAAUGAGGUGCAACCAUCAGGUCCUGAGGACAAUGUAGUCAUCAUCUACCUCAGCCGUACUAGGGGCCCUGAGGCUGCAGCCAAGGGAGAAGGGGUCUCUGGGCAACAGCCCACAGGCCUGCUCCUACUAGGCCAGAGCCUCCUCCUCCUCUUCCUCAUUUCCUUCUAGCCCUGACCCCACCCGGCUGGGUUGGAGAAGCCCCAGGGC
Messenger RNA from Pteropus alecto (black flying fox), 2975 nucleotides. It is a transcript of the gene ISLR, whose product is annotated as immunoglobulin superfamily containing leucine rich repeat. The transcript is spliced from 2 exons. Gene Ontology annotation, molecular function: protein binding. The coding region runs from base 1650 to 2936 and encodes 428 amino acids. Lineage: Eukaryota; Metazoa; Chordata; Mammalia; Chiroptera; Pteropodidae. The record is from RefSeq and is a predicted model, not a curated record.